CCAUUUUGCGGGGCGGCCACGUGAGGGACGCACGUUCAGCGGGGCGCUCACGUGACCCGGGGCGCGCUGCGGCCGCCCGCGCGGACCCGGCGAGAGGCGGCGGCGGGAGCGGCGGUGAUGGACGGGUCCGGGGAGCAGCCCAGAGGCGAGGGGCCCACCAGCUCUGAGCAGAUCAUGAAGACAGGGGCCCUUUUGCUUCAGGGUUUCAUCCAGGAUCGAGCAGGGCGAAUCGGGGGGGAGGCACCCGAGCUGGCCCUGGACCCGGUGCCCCAGGAUGCGUCCACCAAGAAGCUGAGCGAGUGUCUCAAGCGCAUCGGGGAUGAACUGGACAGUAACAUGGAGCUGCAGAGGAUGAUUGCCACUGUGGACACAAACUCCCCCCGAGAGGUCUUUUUUCGAGUGGCAGCUGACAUGUUCUCUGAUGGCAACUUCAACUGGGGCCGGGUUGUCGCCUUUUUCUACUUUGCCAGCAAACUGGUGCUCAAGGCCCUGUGUGCCAAGGUGCCCGAGCUGAUCAGAACCAUCAUGGGCUGGACUUUGGACUUCCUCCGGGAGCGGCUGUUGGGCUGGAUCCAAGACCAGGGUGGUUGGGAUAGCCUCCUCUCCUACUUUGGGACACCCACGUGGCAGACAGUGACCAUCUUUGUGGCUGGAGUGCUCACCGCCUCACUUACCAUCUGGAAGAACAUGGGCUGAGGCCCCCAGCUGCCUUGGACUGUUUUUCCUCCAUAAAUUAUGGCAUUUUUCGGGGAGGGGUGGGGAUUGGGAGACGUGGGCAUUUUUCUUACUUUUGUAAUUAUUGGGGAGGGUGGGGAGGAGUGGUCUGGAGGGGGUAAUAAACCUCCUUCGGGACACAC
Molecule: messenger RNA, 857 nt
Organism: Sapajus apella (tufted capuchin)
Lineage: Eukaryota; Metazoa; Chordata; Mammalia; Primates; Cebidae
Gene: BAX
Product: BCL2 associated X, apoptosis regulator
Exons: 6
Coding region: 118-696 (192 amino acids)
Biological process (GO): intrinsic apoptotic signaling pathway in response to DNA damage; release of cytochrome c from mitochondria; extrinsic apoptotic signaling pathway in absence of ligand
Cellular component (GO): mitochondrial outer membrane
Molecular function (GO): protein heterodimerization activity; channel activity; protein homodimerization activity
Source: RefSeq, a predicted model, not a curated record